AUGGCUAUUAUGAAAGUCAAAUUCACCAAAACAAAGAGAGAUAAAUUGGCUCAAAUCCUGUGGAUCUUCAACUGGAUUUCGACGGUGUCUGGUAUAAUUCUGUUCAGCCUGGGACUGUUCCUGAAGAUAGAAAUCCGGAAGCGCAGUGAACUGAUGGCCAAAGGAGACCUUGCCUCUGCCCCUAACAUACUUAUCUCCGUAGGGGUCAUAGCAUGUUUCAUCAAUUUCCUUGGAGGCAAAAUCUCUUAUGACUGCACAGACAAUGAUAAAUUUAAUCGAUGGAAGUUAGUUAUGUUCCCGUACAUUUUAUGCACUUUCUGUUUCACCUUCUGCAUCUUGGGUGGGGCUGCUUUGUGUUACACUAUGAGGAAUGAGCUGGAGGAGUCUCUGUAUCUGGGACUGAGAGAUGCUAUCAGGUUCUACAAAGACACAGACAUCCCUGGACGGUGCUUUUUAAAGAAUACUAUAGACAUGUUACAAAUCAGAUUCCAGUGCUGUGGAAACAAUGGGUAUAGGGAUUGGUUUGAAAUUCAGUGGGUGCCAGUACGCUAUCUGGAUAUGACUUCCAAGGAUGUUCUAGAUCGCCUAAACAGUAACAUUGAUGGGAAGUACUUGGUGGAUGGGGUGCCCUUCAGCUGCUGUAAUGUGAACUCCCCUCGGCCUUGUAUCCAAUAUCAACUCACCAACAACAGCGCUCACUACAACUACGAUUUUCUGAAAGAAGACCUCAAUAUUUGGAUGAAAGGCUGCAGGGAAGCCCUACUGGAGUAUUACACUGGCAUCAUGAAAUCCAUUGCUGUCUCUGUUUUCCUCAUCUGGCUGUUUGAGCUGUCUGUGCUUAUUGGGGUCCGUUACCUUCAAACUGCAAUGAGGAAUGUUGUGCUGAUGGAUGAUCCACAGUGUGACUCAGAUGGCUGGUUAUUUGAGAAUAACUGUGUAGAAACUGCCAAACAGAAUAUGAACAUUAUUAAAAACAUUGGCAAAGACAAUCAGGUAUCCAUGAUCUCUGGAAUGAAUGACCCCAACAUGCAUGUCCAAACUGCAAAUCAUGGUCCACAGAACAUUCCAACAAAAUCUAUUCCAGAACCUUAA
This is a messenger RNA of Gekko japonicus, 1092 nucleotides long. RefSeq names its product photoreceptor outer segment membrane glycoprotein 2-like. Gene Ontology annotation, biological process: visual perception. The transcript is spliced from 3 exons. The coding region runs from base 1 to 1092 and encodes 363 amino acids. The record is from RefSeq and is a predicted model, not a curated record. Gene Ontology annotation, cellular component: membrane. NCBI's taxonomy places the organism in Eukaryota, Metazoa, Chordata, Lepidosauria, Squamata, Gekkonidae.